AUUGCGCAUUUGGACAUUUCAAUGUUGCCAUUUUGCGGGUUGCUACAGAACUGUAGUGGUGGUGUUGGUAAUUAACACCAAGACUUCGUAUUUUGAACUGAUAAUUUAGUGAGGAUUCGCCUUCACUUUGACGUGGAAGUCUUUCUUUUCUCCACAGUGAGAGAGGCAGACUUUACGCGCGGCGAACGCGCAGAGAACGCACGUGAUGUGCGCGCAGAGAUGGAACGCCUGAUUCUGUCAGUCACCGUCCGACGAUGAAGCACAGGUCGGUUCGUCGACGAGCACGGUUCUGACGCCUCUGGAAAGCGCGCAGUCCGAGUGUGUGUGCUCGACAUGGACGGACUGCAGUCCGGAAACACGGACCAGCAGCAGCAGCAGCAGUUCGGCGCGGUCGCCUACAACACCGCCUGCAGCACGCUGCUGGCCGUGGCCGUCUACGUGCUCCUCAAAGUCAGCCUGGACGGCUUCAGACAGUGGCGGGCCCGGAUCUCGAUGCUGAUCGUGGGUUCGGGUCCGGCGGGGUUGACGGCGGCGCUGGUCGCUGUCCGCUCCGGGAAGGUGCUGAAGCUGACCCUGCUGGAUGAGCGGUACCGGACCGCGCUGCUCUGCCGGCCCCAGCAGAUCGCUCUGGAUCCACGCAGCGUGAAGUUUCUGCUGAGACUCGGCGUGGAUUUCGAUAACAUGGAAGGCUGCUGGCACAACGAGCAUUUCUUCACUCGGAUCGGCGUGUUUCAGGAACACCUGCUGAGCAUCCUGGAGCAGAAAAAACUGAAGGUGGACGUCAAGGUGCAGCUGGGCACCAAGUUUACAGAGGAGUAUUUGCGGCGGAUGCCACAGAAUGAGUGGCCACGUGUGAUUGUGGUGGCUGACGGGUCAUGUGGCGACUCCUGUUCGGUGCUGGGCAUCACCUCUGACUACACUGUGGAGUCCUGCCAUGCCUAUGGAGCCAAUGCAACCAUAGAAAGACUAGACCAGAGACAGGUGCCAACUCCGGAAAUCCGUGCCCACAGCCUCUACUUUGACCUAUCUGCUUAUGGCAUAGGAGCCCCCAGAGAACACCGGAACCCCACAACCAAACCAGGCUUCCACCUGAAGAUCUACGGCACCUUCAGAAACCGCUACAUGGCCCUCGCCUGCCCCGCCACUGACACCAGGAUGGUUCGCUUCCUCAGGCACACUGCCAACUCCUCUAUCAUGAAGAACAUUUUCCACCAGUCUUUCAAUGCCUAUAAGACAGACAUCGAACCUCGCCUGAAUGAUAUGACGCUCCACCACAUGCAGUGCAGUCACCGUCUCUUCGAAAUUCAGUUGUCCCACAGGCGCAUCAAUGCAGCUUACAUAGAGGGAGAAAAUGUGGCUGUCACUGUGGAGGGCGAAGCUGCACGUAUCCUCAACUUUGACACAGGUUGUGGGGUGAAUCUCGGGAUGCGGGGUCUGGAAUCAUUGGACACUUUUAUCUACCGGGCGGCGACUGCUGUGGACCAGAACGAUGUUCUAGAGGCACUCUCUGCUAAGAUGCAGCACUCCAGACAGGUGGCUGAAACCUUCAAGAAGACAGGCCUGGCUGAGUCCAUUUUCAAAUGAAGCAGGAGCAGCUGGACAAUUCACACCGCGACACCCACAGGGUGGAGUGGGUAGUGCUGAUCAGCUGUUAGCAUUUACAACCUCACGAGUCAUGUAUCCGACCCUGAAAUGGGCGGUUAAUGGAUGUAUACCCACUAACCCAGCCAAUACAUAACGUUUUGGUAAUGUUAUAUAUUGGUUAUAUUUAGGUUAUGGUUAAUAAUUAAAUAUAUUAAUUCUAGUUUCACUGUCUUUCUUACUCAAAAUUUCUUUCAAUGACUAGAUUAUGACUUUAGGUAACAUGACCAGAAUGUUCUGGGAACCAAAAAGAAACACUCUGAAAAACAUUCACAAACCUUCCCAUAUCAAAUGUUGUGGAAACCAAAACAAAAACAAACCUUUCCUCUGAAACAUUCCGAGAACUUUACAGCUCACGUUCUAAUAACAUUUGACAAAUGUUCUUAUAACAUUUUUGGAACUUUAUUUUGUUAUUUUUGUAUAACAUUCUGGGGACGUAUUUGAGACUUUUACAUAGAAUGAAUGCUUAAAUCGUUAUUAUAAUCAUUGUGUUGCAAGUUCCAAUUUUAAGCUAAAUGUAUUAUUUGAUUAUGUUCAGUGAUAAUAUA
Messenger RNA from Thalassophryne amazonica, 2189 nucleotides. RefSeq lists its product as uncharacterized. Lineage: Eukaryota; Metazoa; Chordata; Actinopteri; Batrachoidiformes; Batrachoididae. The record is from RefSeq and is a predicted model, not a curated record. The transcript is spliced from 5 exons. Bases 334 to 1584 code for a protein of 416 amino acids.